Carassius carassius (crucian carp) is the source of this 3574-nucleotide messenger RNA. RefSeq names its product guanine nucleotide-binding protein G(o) subunit alpha. Lineage: Eukaryota; Metazoa; Chordata; Actinopteri; Cypriniformes; Cyprinidae. Gene Ontology annotation, biological process: adenylate cyclase-modulating G protein-coupled receptor signaling pathway; G protein-coupled dopamine receptor signaling pathway. Gene Ontology annotation, molecular function: GTPase activity; GTP binding; G protein-coupled serotonin receptor binding. The coding region runs from base 422 to 1486 and encodes 354 amino acids. Gene Ontology annotation, cellular component: heterotrimeric G-protein complex. The transcript is spliced from 8 exons. The record is from RefSeq and is a predicted model, not a curated record.
GUGCGAUUCGAAAGCUCGCUGGUGCGCGCGCUCUCUCUCUCUCCCGCUCCGCUCCUGACGUCAGCGAGAUUGUCUCUGAGAGCGUCGAGCCCAGCAGCGCUCUCUCUCUCUCUCCACACUGACCCUCCAUUGUGCGCACGCUAACGAUGCCAGCGCUCGCAGCCGCCGUCGCCGCCGCCCAGUAGAGACCUCCCAGCCCGAGGACCGAGCACCACGAUCCUGCUACACAGUCCGAGAGCGCGCGCAAGAGACUUAUGUUCCAGCCCAACGUUGUCUUUUGAGGGAUUUAAUGCUCUAGCUAGUCGCCGACAGGGAGAGAGAGAGUGAGUGUGUGUGAGAGAGAGGGAUAAGGAAGAAACACCGAGGAUAUUUCUCACCCGGACCGUUUUGGAGAUAAAAAAGAGCCGAGGUUCAUCUAGCCAUGGGAUGUACACUGAGCGCAGAGGAAAGAGCGGCUCUGGACAGGAGCAAAGCCAUCGAGAAAAACCUCAAAGAAGACGGAAUCACUGCUGCUAAGGAUGUGAAAUUGCUCCUGCUAGGGGCUGGGGAAUCUGGGAAAAGUACCAUCGUGAAACAGAUGAAGAUUAUCCACGAGGAUGGUUUCUCUGGUGAUGAUGUGAAGCAGUACAAGCCAGUGGUCUUCAGCAACACCAUCCAGUCUCUGGCUGCUAUCGUGCGUGCCAUGGACACACUGGGGCUGGAGUAUGGAGACAAGGAGCGUAAAGCUGAUGCUAAGAUGGUCUGCGACGUUGUGAGCCGUAUGGAGGAUACCGAGCCCUACUCUCCAGAGCUGUUGUCCGCCAUGAUCCACCUGUGGUCUGACUCAGGCAUCCAGGAGUGCUUCAGCCGUGCCCGCGAGUAUCAGCUCAAUGACUCCGCCCAAUAUUACUUAGACAGUUUAGAUCGGAUUGGUGCUCCAGACUACCAGCCCACAGAGCAGGACAUUCUGCGAACUCGAGUGAAGACCACAGGGAUUGUAGAAACCCACUUCACCUUCAAGAACCUGCACUUCAGGCUGUUUGAUGUGGGAGGUCAGAGGUCGGAGAGGAAGAAAUGGAUUCAUUGCUUUGAGGACGUGACCGCCAUUAUCUUCUGUGUGGCUCUGAGUGGAUAUGACCAAGUGCUCCAUGAAGACGAGACCACGAAUCGCAUGCACGAGUCUCUUAUGCUGUUCGAUUCCAUCUGUAACAACAAAUUCUUCAUUGACACUUCCAUCAUUCUCUUCCUCAACAAGAAAGACCUAUUCGCUGAAAAGAUCAAGAAAUCUCCUCUGAGUAUCUGUUUCCCUGAAUACACAGGUCCAAACACCUAUGACGAUGCAGCCGCUUACAUCCAAGCACAAUUUGAAAGCAAGAACCGCUCGCCUAAUAAGGAGAUCUACUGUCACAUGACCUGUGCCACGGAUACAGGAAACAUCCAGGUGGUGUUCGAUGCCGUGACCGACAUCAUCAUCGCCAACAACCUGCGAGGCUGCGGCUUGUACUGAGGCCCGCCCCUUCCCUCUCGAGCCACUUCUUUGGAAAUGAUUAUUAUUGAAAAUGCAAGUUGGUAAAUAAUGAUAAUGAUAAUUUUAAAAUAGGCAUAUACAAAUAUAUAAAUAUAUUAUAUAUAUAUAUAUAUGAAAUGUUUUUAGUUUGUCUUUCAAAGAGCUGCCAACAGAACUGAUUUCUUAUAGAAACCCAGCCUUUAUGGUUUUAGAACAAAGUUGGGACUUUUUUGUGUUGUUUUUUGUUUUUCUUUGCUGUCGUACGUUUCGUUCUCUAUCGGUCUUUAUCGUUUUAACUAAACAACCCUCAUUUUUUUUUUUUUUUUUUUUGGAAAAAUGUCUUUCUUUGACUAUUUUUUUAUGUUUUAUGUAAUUGUAUAUUUAUUACAUGGAUAUCAGUCAGUGGGGAUGACCUGUACAUGUUUGCCUGGCUACAUGAAUUUCCUUUGACGAUAAUGUGACGAUAGCUAAAUCCACGGUUAUGCUAGUCUUGAGCACUACGGUUCAAGUCGUUUGUAGCGUGUCCUUGUUUCGGAUUUUGAAUCACUGUAGUAACGUUAGAUAUCAUAGAGAAUGGAAACACCCAGGCUUUUCUUAUGUUUCGUCUCUAACCCAUCCCCGUCACUUCCGUAGGUCAGCUCUAUGGGGAAGGGUCCGGGCCGCUUGGCAUGCGACCCCGGGGCCUGUCGAACCAGUACAAUGAUUGCAAAUGUCAUAUCAGUGCCAACCUUCUGAGAAUGACGUGUCUGGGAAUUGUCGUAGAAACACUAGGUCACUGUUAUGAGAACUUAUUAACAUUUGUCUUGUAAGGAACUUUUACUUUUGUAUUGUUGUUGAUUAAUUUAUUAAUUUAUUUAUUGAUCAUCUGUCCCACACACUUCCUUUGUACUUACUACACCUCAUCCAUUCUUCUACCUCUCGUCUGUCAUCACCCUUCCCUCUUCAUUCCUUCUUUUUCCUAGGUUUCUUCCUGUUUUAGUUGGCUGGGUAUUGGAGUCCCCGUCACUGAAAGCAUGACCCCUCAGCCUUUGUAUAAAGAAACAGCUAACUGCUUCACAUAGCUAAUGGUGCGAAAAUAAAUAAUAAAACACAAAAUAAAAAGAACCAAAAAAAAGAGGAAAAAAAGAAAAAACUGAAAAGACAGACGCAGCAAAAAGAAUGGGCAUCAUGUGGGCGGGGUUUAAGGGGUGGGCGGGUAGAUGUGGGUGUUCAGGGAAAUGAUGUGGAGGCUUGCAGACGAAGGUCAUUGGGCUGUCAGUCUUUGUAGAAAGCUGUAGAUCCUCCAGUUCUAGAAUCUUAGAAAUAAUUGAGAAAAAAAAGGAUGACAAAAAUAACAAACAACGAUGAUGACGAUGAUGUUAACAAUACCAAUAUCAAUGAUUAUUCUGUAAUAUUAUUAAAGGUAUAUUUCUUGUGCUCUGUAGCUACAGAACUUUUUUUCCCUCUCUCCCCUUUUUUAAAAAAAAGAAAAUAAUUUUGCAAGGGUUCCUGUGAUCCACUCUUGAACUGUUCUUACCGACUUACCCAUGUUGAUGUUGAUGAACUGUACCAAUUCUUUUUGCCUGUUCGCUCUGCAUUGCAAUGUCUUUACUUAGCCUGAAUUACAGUAUAUGUAUAGAUUUUUUUUAUUUUUUUGAUUUAUUUGAACGAACCACUUUUUGGUGGCAUGGCUCCGCCCCUGGUGCCGGAGAGGGCGGGGCUGUGCACGGCUGUACAGAUUCAUGCGCUUUCUCUUGGUUUUUUGAGAAUUGUACUCAAACACCUUCCAGGUCUGCAUAGAAAAGCACAGCUCUCACCUAUCACACGUAGAUUUGGAAAGAUGUAUCUCUCCUCCCUCUCUGCCUUCUAAGUUUGAAAUUCAAAGAAAAAGAGAAAAAAAAACUGUAAAAUUACCUACACCACCGUUGAUUUCGAUUCUCCUUCCCUUCUUUUUUUAAUGCUUUCUUUUUCUUUCCAAGUGAAUGCUUUUGUGCUGCUUUUUCUCCCUCUUCUUUAGUGAAUGGUUGUUCUUUCAUGUGGGAUGUUCGUGCUGGAAAACCAAUCGAAUGUAGUGUUUACAUUAAAAGCCACAGUUUUCAUGACUACAAA